GGGAGUGCAUAACAAUAAUAUAUAUUGAUUGAUCAAAGAGGAUUCACCAAGAAUUUCCGAAGGAUUUGGUAAAGACCCCACAUUUUAUACUACUACAAGAAUUUGAUCACGGUUGGAUUUCUCUCUCGAUCAGCCUAUAUAGAAAGUAUAACGUCACGACACCAAAAAAGGUACCCCCAAUCGACAAAAAGAGCACACGCAGUUCAGUGUGAAGAUCAUUUUUAAGAUUUCAAUUUUGUCACAACCCAAAGAAUUGAAGAUAAUGAUCAAUGGAGGAUCAGGAUUCACCACCCAAAAGCACACCAGGUUCAUUUUAUACUCCCCUGCUGAUUUCCAUGAUCGGAAUAUUGUCCACUAGUAUUGCUCUAGUAGUUUACCACUUUGUUUUGGUCAAGUUCUGUUGGAGGAGGCAACAAGCGAGGGCCGCCGCCGCCGCCGAAGUGGCACAGGCGGCUGCCGCGGCACCUCCGGAAUUCCCGGUCACGGCGACCGGUGUGGACCAGAAGCUUCUGGAAACAAUCCCGAUUAUUGCUUACUCAAUCGAUGAACAAUGCCAGGGUACAUUUUUGUUUCGCAAGGAUCAAACAGAAUGCGUAAUUUGCUUGGGAGAAUUGGAACACGGGGAAAUGGUGCGUUUAUUACCGAAUUGUAAUCACGCGUUUCACGUCCCCUGUAUUGACGAAUGGUUCGUGGGCCACAUCAGCUGCCCAAUCUGUAGGUCUCCGAUUGUCUCGGUGGACCCGCCGGUAGCCGAUCACGACGUCGAAACGCCGCCGCCGCCACCUCCGCCGCUGCCGAGAUCGUGUUUUGAACGCGGCGACGGUGCGGGUUUCCCGUUUGGAAAUUACAAUGCAGCACAAACCGCCGCCGCCGGCGGAAAUAAUAACGACGCUUCCACUUCAUCACAACCAUUAACCCGGCUCCUCAGCCGUGGAUUGUCGAUGCUGCCGAUCGAGAGGGGCCCAUCGCCGCCGUCGUCGACACGUGGACUCGCCGGGUUGAGGAGGUCGGUGUCACUGGGUCAGCCUUCCGUAAUCAUAAACAUACCACAAGAAUUCAGGGGAAGUAGUUUUAGUGGGAGAGGUUGUUCACCGUCCUCGCCGACUUCUUCGUCAUCUUCGUCUUCCAUAACAACCACUAAGGACGACGUGGCAGAAAGUAGUAGAACAACCGGGCCGCUGUCGAUGAAGCAUUUGGAUCGUGUCUCCUACAAAUUACGGAUGUCCUUUUCUCGAUUGCGUAUGGGGAAAAAUACUGAUAAUGUUGUUCUUCCUUUGUAAAAUAAAACAAUCCUCUUUCUGUUUUUUUUUUUUUUUUUGCUUUUCGUACGUAAUUAGCCUUUGAUUGAAUUGAUUAAUCAUUAAUAACAGCAAAUCCAUGAUUGUGGAUUGUUAUUUAUUCAUG
Molecule: messenger RNA, 1404 nt
Organism: Oldenlandia corymbosa var. corymbosa
Lineage: Eukaryota; Viridiplantae; Streptophyta; Magnoliopsida; Gentianales; Rubiaceae
Source: the annotation of a GenBank genome assembly